AUUAUAUCGUGCAGGUCUACCAUAAUGUUACGAAAGCUUCAUGUUGUUAAGAAACUUAACAGGAAUUUGUGUUUUUGAAGCAUUGUAUAUUAAACACAAUACUUAUUUCUUAAAAUACACACAAUUUGCGGUCAAUGUAACAAUGUGUCACUGCUGUAAAUACCAUAGAUUAGCCGUUAGCAACUCCGUCGUAUAGUCGACCGAAUUUCUAGUUUGCACCGUGUCAGCUGUUGCUGAUGAUACGAAGGUUAAGGAAUUUACGAACAGAAGUUUUCGAGAAGCACUCCUCAUCAUAUUUCAAAAAAGUUCGCUGUAAAUAUGGAAUCCACAGGAGAGUUAGAGGCAGUCACAAUGUGUGGUGAAAUCGACAUCAAAGAGGAAUCAGUAUUAACUGAUCCCAACUGGCAAUUGUUCGAAGAAACUGAACAUAUCUUCAUUAAGGAAGAGAAUGUUGAAUCUCCGCCACAAGAAGAAACCAUUUCUCCACCUGAUGCAGUACACACAAAAAAAGAACCUGAGCUCCAGAAGGAAGUAGAGGCAACAAGUUGUGGCAUUGAACCAAGAAGAAUGAUCCUCAUUGGCGCGGAGGACAACAACAGUGCCGAUGGCAGUGGCGGUUUGGCUACCAGGGUUGGACUAGCUGCAGGAAAAGCCAACAUCGUACAGUGCAAAACUAAGGCGGCAGCAUUCUCCACGCACAAAACUGGUACACGACAUCUUGCGUACAGCUGUGCCACCUGUAAGAAGAAAUUUGCACAUUUGCAGGACCUGGAAGAACACAAACAUAUAGACAGCCGUGAAUUUCAGCAUUCGUGCACCGUGUGUCACAAAACACUGAAAAGCAGCUCUACCUUGAAGGUCCACCUUCGUCUGCACACUGGCGAACGCCCGCAUCGUUGCGAUGUGUGUCAGAAGGCGUUCACAACCAGCGGCGCCCUGAAAGCACAUUCACGUCAGCACACGGGUGAAUGUCCGUACACGUGUGAAGUGUGUCACAAGGCGUUCAGGAGCCAGGGCACACUGUGGAGUCAUUCGCGUCUGCAUACGGGCGAACGUCCUCACGUCUGCAAAGUGUGUCACAAGAAAUUCAUCAGUAAUAGCUGCCUGAAGAAACAUUCGCGAGUGCACUCUGGCUUACGUCAAUUCACUUGUGACCUGUGUCUCAACAUAUUCACGGAAAAAGGUCUCCUUAAUAUGCACUCACAACCUUUCAGUUGCAGAUUUUGUCACAAGAAAUUCUUGUUUCCCAGCAGCUUGAACAACCACGUCCGUGUGCACACUGGGGAUCGUCCAUUCAACUGUUGCGUUUGCCACAAGACGUUCACCUUAAGUUCGAUCUUGGUGCAACCCUUGCAACUGCAUUCAGGCUAAUGCCCUUUUUGUUCUGACGCGUGCUGUAAGAGGUUAAUGAGCCGACGUUGCAUUGUGACAAACAAGAAGUUUGACAUUUUGGACAUGUCGUAAGCCUCCUGUUUGUACAAAUAGCGUUUAUUCUGAAACGUGAUAAAGUUUUGCUAUUCCUGUUACCUAUUGCGACUGACUGUCGUCACCAAGUAAACCGAGUUACUACAACUUUAUGAUACUCUUCGCUAGACACACAAACCUAGAGAACGCAGUCUGCAUUAGAAUGGGUGAUGAGUAUAAUUAUGGCUGCACCAGAAAUGAAGAUGAUAACGAAGACGUCCUAAAAGAUGUUUCAUAAAACUACAAUUGCCUGUGACUCAGUUCAUCAUUACUGUAAUAUGUAAACUGAAUAUUUGUAGUUUGAGCACUGCAAUCCUAAAAGUACACUGACGGAAAAAAAUCGCUACACCAAACAGUAAUUAAUGUAGAGGAAUGAAAUUUAGGGAAUACAUUUACUAAGUAUAUCUACGUCAUUAACAUUGCAAAAAUGUUUAAGGUGAGCAAGAGAUAAGCCAUUGCAAAUAUGAAAUGCUGGUCCAUUAAUAACAGGUGUAAUGGCAAGAGUGUUGAAUGCAGGCAUGCAAAUGUGGAUGCAUUGUGUUGCACAGGUGCUGGAGGAAGUUGCACGUCUUUUGCACUUGGUCGGUCAUUAGAGGAAUGAGUAAUGUUGUUUGUGAAUGAUGCUGGAGUUGUCGUCCGCUGACGUCCCAUAUGUUCUUGACCAGAGACAGGUUUGGUGUCGAGCAGGCCAAGGCAACAUGUCGACAGUCUUGGUUUGAACGGCGGUAUGUGGACGAGUGUUAUCCUGUUGGAAAACACCCCCUGGAAUGCUAUUCAUGAACGGCAGCACAACAGGUCAUCAGACUGAUGUACACACUGUCGGUCAGGGAGCAUGGCAUAACCAUCAGAGUGCCCCUGCUGUCACACAAAACCAUACCCCUGAUGACAACUCACAACUCCAGGUGUAUGCCCAGUGUGGCUAGACUGCAGACAAAUUGCUUGCAGGCUAUGGGCGGUCUGGCUCGGAGCUAUCCUUGAAGUACCGGUAACCGGUUUGUAACAGUUCGUUGUGUCAGUGUUGUGCAAACUACUGUGCAAAUUGCUGCUGCAGGUGCAGUACGACGCGACAGAGCCACACGCCGAACACGAUGGUCUUCCCUGUCCAUAGUGCCACGUGGCCGUCUCGAGCCCGCCCUUCUUUCGACCACACAUUCCCGUGACCACUGCUGUCAGCAGUCACGUAUAAUGACUACAUUCCUGUCAGGUCUUUCUGCAGUGCCGCAGGAGAAACAUCCAUCUUCUCCUAGCCAUAUUACACGACCUCUUUCAAACUCAGUGAGGUGUUGAUAAUGGUGUUUUUGUCGCCUUAAAGGCAUUCUUGACUGAUAUCAGUUCACUACAUCCAGUCUCACAGGUAACUAACGCUCACGAACGGUACAGCGUGUAUUUAAAGCAAACCUGAUUUUCAUCCCUAUGGUGGCACUACUAGCGCCAUUCUUACGCGACUGGCUCAAAAUUAGAAUAGACAUCAUCUUUCAGACGUGUAAACACGCCUACCAUCUUUCGUUUGUCACACAACUUCUUCUUGGUGGUGCAGUUAUUUUCGUCAGUGUGAUAAAAGUGUAAUCUUAGUAUAAUAGGUAUUUGCAGUAAGCUUAUUAUAUCGACUGCAGUUUGCUUCAUACGAUCAACCACAAAAGUGCAAAAUGAUCUAACUCGUGAAAUAUUCCUCAUAGCCAUAACUGUACUGUGUCAAGUUGAUUUAAAAAAUAUCAUCAGUUCUUGUGCAUUGUCCACAAUUAAUAGUAUCAAACCUGUCUUGCCUUAGUAAGAACAGAAUACUUCAAGAUGUAAAGAAUUGCAUAAAACUUCCAUUUAGUUGCACAUCAGUAUCAAAAGAAAUAAAAAUGUGCAAAUACACGCUGAUAAAACUUUAGAUGCUACCACAUUUUGUUCUCUAAAGGGUAGUUCAAUCAGAAAAGCGCUUUAGUGGAUAAUUUGUGUUAGGCUAAUAUGUGAGCUGUUUCAUCUGCUUGAUAAUGGUUAUAAUAAUGGUCAGUUUACAAGGACUAACGAGGAUGGUGUCGUAUCACAAAAUUUGACAACUACGAGUGUUCUGUGUAUAAAACAGUUACUCCAGAGAGGAGACAAUAUUAAAUGCCAGACAUACUUAUAUACCAGGUCGUUAUUAUUAAAAUGCAGCUACUGGCAGAGAUCCAACGUGGGCAGUAAUUAUCAUAUGGCAGCGAAACUUGGUAGAUAAAUUUAAUGCGUUAAUGUGUAACCUAUUUACGCUCUGGAAACAUUAGUUCUAAUUUUGGCCACCAGGUGCAAAUCUGGCUUUGUGAGUGCACGAAAGACGCAUAAAAUAUUUUCCUGCGUAGUGGGUUAGAAAUGGGUCAUGAGCAGACAAGGUCAAGCGAGCGAGAAAGGCGUAACGGUGAUUUUAUUAACUGUCGAUUACACAAUAUGUUCCAUAUGAGCAUCACACAGGUCAAUGGGAUGCUAUACAGCGUCAAGAUUUGCACCUGGUAGCCAAAAUUUGAACUACUUUUUUUCGUUGUAAAUCGGUUCCACGUCAGCAUAUCUACCAAUUUUCGCUGCCUUACGACUUCGUGAGUACAUGCACUUCAGUUGCAACCAUCUGGUACACUAUAUGAUCAAAAGUAUUCGGACACCUGGCCGAAAAUGACAUACAAGUUCGUGGCGCCCUCCAUCGGUAAUGCUGGAAUUCAAUAUGGUGUUGGCCCACUCUUAGCUUGAUGACA
Schistocerca americana (American grasshopper) is the source of this 4172-nucleotide messenger RNA. RefSeq names its product zinc finger protein 716-like. Bases 319 to 1371 code for a protein of 350 amino acids. Lineage: Eukaryota; Metazoa; Arthropoda; Insecta; Orthoptera; Acrididae. The record is from RefSeq and is a predicted model, not a curated record. Gene Ontology annotation, molecular function: RNA polymerase II cis-regulatory region sequence-specific DNA binding; DNA-binding transcription factor activity. Gene Ontology annotation, biological process: regulation of transcription by RNA polymerase II. Gene Ontology annotation, cellular component: nucleus. The transcript is spliced from 6 exons.